Parnassius mnemosyne (clouded apollo) is the source of this 3654-nucleotide messenger RNA. NCBI's taxonomy places the organism in Eukaryota, Metazoa, Arthropoda, Insecta, Lepidoptera, Papilionidae. The record is from the annotation of a GenBank genome assembly.
AUGCCUUUUAAAUUGAAGUUGAAGAAAACGCGGCAGUACAAUGUAGCUUCUAAGAGCUUGUUCGUGAUUAGCGUUGAAUUGCUAGACGGUGGUGUAGCAGAUUGUACUCUAUCGGUCGAUAGUACGGGGCAGGAGUGCCUUGAUAAUGUUUGUCAGCGGCAGGCUAUAAAUCAACCGGAGUUUUUUGGACUCAGAUACGUCAAUCGUGGUCAACAGCCGCGAUGGGUCCAAUUAGAACGCCCUUUGAAACGUCAGUUGGACAAAUAUGCAUCAUCCCACCAGCUGUACCUGCGUGUUAUGUAUUAUGUCAUAUCUGGCACCAGUCUCAUCACGGACGAAGUCACGCGAUACCAUUACUUUCUCCAGUUAAAGAAUGAUUUGAUUGAGGGACGUAUUAUUUGUGAUUGCCAACAAGCUGUCGUUUUGGCAUCGUAUAGCCGUCAAGCUGAAUACGGAAAUCAUGAUCGGGAGAGGCAUACAGUGGAAUACCUGAAAAAUCUCUUGACAUUUCCCAAGCAAAUGCUAGAUGGUGGUCAAAUCAUAGAUGGUAGUACAUUGGCGGAGACGGGGCGGCUAGAAUGGCUGACUGCAGCAGUUAUACAACAUCACAUGUCUCUUCACAACAUGUCACAGGCGCAAGCGGAAGAAGGCUUCAUCACCGCAUGCCAGCAACUACGAGGCUACGGUCAGGAGAUGUUCAGCGCACGAGACCAGCUCGACCAGAGUGAAGUCACUAUCGCCGUGUCACUCACCGGCAUCCGAGUGCUGACGGAGACCAGUGAUACGCCACACUUUUAUAGAUGGAUGGACAUAACGAACGUGAUCAAUCACAAGCGGACCUUCAGCGUGGAGUGCCAACGUCCACUCAGCUCGGCGGCCUUCGUGUUGCCCAGCCCUGAAGACGGGAAGUACGUGUGGCGCAUGUGCGUACAGCAGCACACCUUCUACAUGCGGCACCGGGUUGCCCUCAGCACGACACACGCCGCCACAACCGAAGAACCACGACCCAACUUCCAGGAGCACGGUCUGUCGGAGAGCCGCGAGGAGCUGGAUGUACGGGAUAGCGGGAGCGCGUCCCGAUUGGACCCGCUGUCGUCGCAGUCCCCACUGUCCCCACUAUCCCCGUCAUCCCCACAGUCCCCGCUGUCGGCGGCACACCGUGCUCACUCCACGUCCUGUCUCGAGCUAGCCGACCACCCACCACAGCCGCUGCCCAGGAACAGAGCUCUUCUCCCUUCAUACCGACCAGCGCCCGAUUACGAAACGGCUAUCCAGCAGAAAUAUCAGCAGCAAAGAGCAGAAGCUCAGAUCCGAUAUCAGAACCAUCACACCCAUUCCCAACUCCUCGGCAGCAGUGCCAAACCUCUAGUCUACGGAUCCCAUCCAGACAUCCACAGAAUCCAUUACCCCGAUGUCACUAGGCACACGGUUUCUGUUAACCAGGGUGUGGCAGCCACUGACGAUUACAACUAUGGUCUUAAAUUCAUGGGCAACUAUCCAUUCGCAGUCAAUCCCAAUGUCCAGACCGACCACGCUUUACACUACGUUAAUGUAUACAAACCACCACCCCCCUAUCCCUCUAAUGGUCUGGCCUCCAACUCGACCCCAGACCUAGCCGUGGCAAGUCAAGCCUUAAACUAUCACAGAGGUUACAUCAAUUCCCAUGUGUCAGGUUCCAGUCCAGAUCUAGUCUCAACGAGGCCGGCAUUAAAUAGACAAUACCUAGGGUACCUUAACCAAGGUCAUAACGUUGUGAACUACCCUCGACCCAACCUCCUCCCAGCAACGCACGGAACAUACAACAAUCUCACAUCGGUCCUCGAUCCUAAUCCACAUAUCAUAAUCGACCCUCACCAUAUAUCCGACAACAUACAGAAGGUGUACGAUGAAAGGGGGAAUAUAAUGUAUUCUAUGCCGAUGCGUCGGAUAUCCUACCAAAGGCAUCUGGUGCUGCCGCAAGCCCAACAGAUCAAGAUGAACGAGACUCAGGAACCCAUAUACGAGAAUGUUCCACUACCAUGGCAAAACGAAAGUACAACGCGGGAUAGAGCACAAAGUCUGACAACUACCGACGAGAUUUCACGACUAAACGAUCGAAAUAGCAGCCAUCCGACCAUAAACAGCUACGGAAACUUGAAACCAACCUUAAACAUACCUAACUACCACUUACCGGUGAAAAUUGAACUGGACAACCAUUACAUGAAUGCGCAAGUUAUUAAGGGUGUGAGGGAGACGAGUGUACCAAAAGACCUGAACAUCUCUAGUCGAUCCAUCAACAAGACUGAAGAAUUGGAGAAUAUCUCAGUAGCAGUUGAUAAGCUGUCGUUGAAGAAUGAUGACAAAGACUUUGAUGAGACUCCGUACCAAAGUCUAUCAACCCACAAAAUAUCCAACAACAAUAUAAUAAGCAAGUCUAGUGAUAAUGUGACGUCCAUAAUUGUGCCUGAUAUUAAAUGUGGGCAAAGCAUCCAAAACUUAUCACAGAAUACAACGGACAGUGCUUUAUCAAGCUCUAUUACAAACACUACUCACACCAGCGUAGAAUUAGAGAACUCAAAGAACAGUGUGAGCAGUAAGGAAAAGAAGAGAAGAAGGUGGGGAGUGUUUAUGGGUAGGGGGAAUAAGACUGUGGAAGUGAAAAGUGCUACAUUGGGGAGGGAUAGAGCAAAAGCUAAUGCGGGGCAGACUGCCAACAAGCAUCGGUGGUCUACGGGUUUGCCCAAGUUUCAGCCCUUACCUCCCAGCAUUACCAAAGAAACUUUGUGCCAACUCCUUGAACGCAAGAUGUCGGACGACCAGCUCGCGUUUGCCUUCGAACAAAUUCCCAAGGGUCGAGAGAGUGGGGGUGAAAUUCGCACGGCCCUGUUACCCCAAUACGCAGCUCUCAACAACUUCAGCACCGACCACUUGCCCUAUGAAGAUAACAGGGUGAGGCUUCACCCCACACCAACCAACCCCCAUGGAUAUAUCAACGCUUCACAUAUAACGAUGACGGUGGGCAGCACGCAGCGCUUCUACGUGGCGGUGCAGUGCGGCGCGGGCAGCGCGGCGCAGCUGUGGGAGUGCGUGUGGCAGCUGGGCGCGCGCCUGCUGGCGCUCGUGGCCGACCAGCCGCCGCCCUACCUGCCGCCCGAGCACCAAGCCAAGGACUACGGACAGUUCAACGUGUCUACGUCGCGCUGGUCGCAGGCGGCUUGGGGCGGGUCCGUGCGGCUGCGCGUGCGACGGACGGGCGGUGCGGGCGGCGGCGCGGGGGGCGGGGGCGCGCCGCGCGUGCGCACGCUGUGGCACGUGCAGUUCGCGCGCUGGUCGCCCGCACAGCAUGUGCCGGACGACGUUUCACAAUUCCUUGAGUUCCUGUCGGAAUUGAACGGUCUGCGGCUGGCGUGCGAGGCGGGAGAGGAUGCGGGUGGUGUGGUGGGGGGCGGCAGCGCGCCGCUCGCUGUGGUGUGUCCGCAGGGCGCCGGCCGCAGCGGCGUCGCGCUCGCCGCGCACCUGCUGCUGCACGUGCUCGACACCAACCAGGAGUUGGACAUCCCAAGGACAAUAACCAUGCUGCACCAACAGAGAGCGAACCUCAUACAAAACGUGCACCAGUACAAGUUCCUGCAUCAAGUGCUUCUGCAUUAUUUGAAACAGUCGCGCCUAAUUUAG